AUGAAGCGCCGCGAGGUGGCGCUUUGCGCGAAGGCACCUGCUGAUGUUCGCCUCGAGAUCCGCAAGAAGUACGAGGCGCAGGCUGAUGCGAAGGAAGAGAAACAGAGAGCUGUGUUGGCUGCUUUAGCGUCGGUCAAAGCCGGUGGCAAACGGGCCCGCAUGACCGACUACCUCGAGGGCGACGCUGCUGCGGCAAAACGUGAAGCACAUGAAGGUCUUGCGCUCAUGAUUGCCGCAUGUCGCCUCCCGGAAAACCUCGUUGAACAUCCGCUCUUCGUCAACUCUAUGCACCUGGUCGCCCGCGCCGGGAAGGGCUACGUUCCGCCACGUCGCAAGUACAUCGGAGGUGCCGGACUGCUCGCUUGCCGCAAGGGUAUUGACGGAGGCUUGAUGGGGAUCAAGGCUAGCUGGAAGAAGACGGGUGUUACCAUCGCGUCCGACAUGAUGACGGACAAGUGUGGCAGGCCGCAGGCGAAUGUCCUCCUCGUCAACGACGCGGGUGCCGUCCUGAAGGAGUGUGUGGACUGCAACAUGGAGAAGAAGACAGGGGGGUACAUCGCGGGGAUUCUGAAACCCGUCGUGGAGGAAGUCGGCCCCGAGAACGUCGUCGCGUUUUGUAUGGAUGGGGGUUCCAACUACGCGUCGGCGUGCAAGAAGCUGAUUGAGAUAUGGCCCCACAUUCAACAGGUUCCAUGUGCCACCCACGUCAUGGACCUGAUGAUGGAGGACGUGGGGAAAAUGGGGUGGGCAAAAAAGGUGGUUGACCGUGGCACGGAGAUAAGCUCCUUCACCCGCAACCACCAUUGGACACGCGGUUACUUGCGGAACCGUAAGUUGGUGGAGGGGAAGGUGUUGCAGCCGUUGAAACCCGCGGGGACCCGCUUUGGGACCCAAUACAUCGCUAUCUCCCGUCUCUGUCAGCUCCGCCCCACCCUUACGCAGAUGGUCGUCAGCGACGAGUGGAAGGUGUGGGCUGCUGGAUCGCGUAAGGAGGUUGCAGACAACUUCGCCGCGCAGGUACUUGACACGGCGUGGUGGAAAACUGCCGAGUUUUUCACCAAGCUGAUGCAGCUCCCUUUCAAGGCGAUGCGCAUGACUGACGGGGAGGCAAAAGGGAUGAUGGGCAGGAUCUAUGACGUGAUGCUUCAACUCACAGAGGACGUUGAGGCUCUCGUGGACGCGGAUGAGGAGCAGUUGUGCUACAGCGAGAAGAAGAAGAUCCGCCGCAACCUCAAAGACCGGUGGGACGAGAGCCUCGCGUGCGCCAUGCACGUGGCAGGCCGCAUCCUCAACCCCGCGAACCAGCAAGAGGACAUUUUCGGCGGCGACGCUGAAUGUACGCGUGUCUUCAAAGCGUUCCUUCACCAGCAUGCGGAGUUCCUCGUCGGCCACGAUGGGAAGGGGAGGGACGCUGCAUGCGAUUACUUGGUUGAGUUGGGGGACGGGCUGAGGGAUUUCCUGGACAUGAAGGGUAGUUUCGGGAUGGCGGAGGCGGUGGCACAAAGGGAGAUGGUGAAGGCGGGAAAAUACAGCAUGGUGAAGUGGUGGCAGUGGAACGGAACAGAUGCCCCUCGCCUUGCGUCCCUCGCCAUCCGGGUUCUCUCGCAGCCCGUCUCGGCUUCACCCUGUGAGCGUGGCUGGUCAGGGUGGGAGUCCGUCCACACUUCCCGCAGGAAUCGCUUAGGAUCCGCCAAGUGUGCGGAUUUGGUGUUUGUUGCGCACAACUGGAACGUUGUGCGCAACUGGCACACGCGCAAGGAUGUGAUGCCGAAUGUUGUGUGUGGGAAUGAGCCGGAGCCCCCCAUCCCCGAAGGUUACAAUGUGCUGGAUGAGGGGGAGGAGGAGGAGGAGGAGGAGGAGGAGGAGGAUGACGACGCCAUCUUGGAGGACGAGUAUGAGUAG
Messenger RNA from Closterium sp. Yama58-4, 1902 nucleotides. The record is from the annotation of a GenBank genome assembly. Lineage: Eukaryota; Viridiplantae; Streptophyta; Zygnematophyceae; Desmidiales; Closteriaceae.